Mizuhopecten yessoensis (Yesso scallop) is the source of this 1287-nucleotide messenger RNA. Its product is annotated as 28S ribosomal protein S35, mitochondrial-like. The transcript is spliced from 9 exons. Gene Ontology annotation, molecular function: structural constituent of ribosome. Bases 34 to 1161 code for a protein of 375 amino acids. Gene Ontology annotation, cellular component: mitochondrial small ribosomal subunit. The record is from RefSeq and is a predicted model, not a curated record. Gene Ontology annotation, biological process: mitochondrial translation. Lineage: Eukaryota; Metazoa; Mollusca; Bivalvia; Pectinida; Pectinidae.
CACUGAAAUCUCGCAUCACACUUUACAGACAAGAUGGCGACUGUUAUUGGUACAGGGUUGAAAGGCAUGGGGUGUAUGCGAGCAGCUUCGAUUGUUGGCCACAGGCAAUCAACAUUACAUGUUCAAAAGUUAACAAGAUGUUGUUCUACAGAAAAUACACAAGAACCAGACAUUUUAGAUAAGACAAAAUUGUUGAAAUCUGAUCGAAUGAAGAAGAAAACUGGAGAUGAUGAAUUCAUACCAUUUGUUAUCAGAGGAAAAGAACCACAAUCAAUUGAUAGACACUUUAAGAAAUGGACAGUUUUUAAAGAUAUGAAACAUCCGGACAGACACAAUGUGAUGACAACAGAACAGGACUGGACCAAAGUAUGGCCUACAUCAGGAGUCUUUAGAUGGUCCUCAGUACCUCUAGCUCUCCGUCAGGGAGUUAUCAGGAAUGAAACAGAAAACGAAGGCAUAAUACCAGACAAGGAGGGGAAUACAGAAUUGAUAAAGGUUCCUAACUUCCUUCACCUGACGCCACCUCAUGUGUGGAAGCACUGCCAAGCAUUGAAGAAAUUCUGUACUCCAUGGCCAGAAGGUUUGGACAGUAAAGAAGACUGUCGGCUCCAUUUCCCUGUUGAGGUGGUGACCAGUGACUACUGCUUUGCAGGGCCAUCAAUCCGAGAUCCACGGUCACGAGUUGUCACAGUCAAGGUGAAGUUGUCUGAUCUAGAACUGGAUGAACAUGCACGACAUAAACUGCUGAAACUAGUCGGGGACCGGUACGACAAGGAUAACGACAUGCUCAUCUUCAAGACAGACAAGUGUCCAACUAAACAACAGAAUAGGGAUUAUGCUAUUUUUUUGCUGACUGCAGUCUACCUGGAAGCGUGGAAAAAGAUGCCUUGGGAGGAUGAUAUUGAGGGAGAUGACUUCUUGGAUUACCAAUGGAAUUUGUCCAAAGCCAAAGACAGGACUGUUCUCAACUUGAUGUCUAUGGCCGAGGGCGAUCAGAACUCAGUUUAUCACAAUGAAGAGGAGAAUGAAAUUCUGGAAAAAGAAGAAGUCAAAAAUUAUGCGAAGGCAAUUUCAAAAAUUUACGACGAUGAAGAAAGCAUAGAAAAUCUCAAUGACUUAAAGCAAUCGGCACUUAACAUGUUACAGUUGAGGACUUCGUAGCAUUAGUAACUAAAGGUCAACUCGGUAAGAAAGGCGGUGGAUGGAAUAGAAAGUGUGCUAUUUAUGAAAGGAAAUCGAGUAAUUAUUGAUUUGCAAUUUUGAACAGAAUAAAAACUACAGUGCUAA